Messenger RNA from Caretta caretta (loggerhead turtle), 2044 nucleotides. It is a transcript of the gene RAB19, whose product is annotated as RAB19, member RAS oncogene family. Gene Ontology annotation, molecular function: GTP binding; GTPase activity. The record is from RefSeq and is a predicted model, not a curated record. NCBI's taxonomy places the organism in Eukaryota, Metazoa, Chordata, Testudines, Cheloniidae.
AGGGAGGGGAGAGGUCUGCCACAGACGCACAUGGGGGCUGCUCUGUGAGCGUUUGCUGCGCUCCUUUCCCCAUAUUCUGCCCGCACGCCACAGCAGAAAUAUUCCGGGGGGCGGGGAGACUUGGCAGGCGGCCUGUUCCCACACCGGCUCGCUCGCUCCCACUGUGCCGGGGCACUUAGCACCUUGUUGGGGGGUGGCGAGAGAGGCUGCCCGAAAGAGCUCGGCCUGUCUCCGAACUACGUUUCCCGGCAGGCAGUGAGGAAAAGGCCAGAAGGGGCGGGCGAGGGUACAAAGCGAGCCAGCGGUACCUGUUCGCACAGGUAAGAGAACGGGGUGAGUAACAGGUGAGUAAACCGCUGCGCGUAGCAGGUGGCUGGGGCGCUUCUGGCUGCGGGCGGCUCAACGCCCCCGUAGCUCCCAGCCCCGCUUGGUCCCGGUGGAGAAGGCAGAGCGGGUCGCCGGCCGGCCGGCGCUAACGUCAACGCCGGGUAGGAGAAGUUGUGGAAGAAAACAAGCUAAGAUGGACUCGGUGCCGUGGGGGAAAAGGGCGCGGGGAAGACACGUGGCUUCGGCACACUCUGAUGUGGAGGUGAAGCUGCGCUUUCCGGAACUGGGGUGGGGUGGGGUGGGGUUUUUCUGUCUUUCUGGGUGUUUAAGCCACUUCGCCACGCCAGGCGCGUGGUUUUUUUCCCGCCUGCCUACGAGGGCAGGCCGCAGCUCUCAUUAAACUCCCCCCCCCCCUCCCCCCCGAAGCGACUCCCGAGGGAGGAGGCAGAAGCCUUUGGCGGGAAGGGGAAGGAAAGGCGGCUCCUUGCUCGGCGGGAGAGGCGUGUCCCUCGCGUGCCAGCGGCUCUGGAGCAGCCCGCGGGCUCUGCGCUUUAUAUGGCCUGUGGGGGAAGCCGCACGCCGCAGUUCUCGCCCCACGGGCAACACGGGCGGCUAUGCCCUGGGGCGCUCAGGGCUCUGAAGGCCCUCUCUGUGCUCCCUCCCAGGGGGGUCAGGCUGAGCUGAGGGGGGGAGGAGGAGGAUGAUGUCCUUCUCCAGCUCCGAGUCGGAGGAAGCCUUCGACUACUUGUUCAAGAUCAUCCUGAUCGGAGACUCCAACGUGGGGAAGACCUGCGUGGUGCACCGCUUCAAGUCGGGGCAGUACCACGAGAAGCAGCAGAACACCAUCGGGGUGGACUUCACCGUGCGCUCGCUGGAGAUCGAUGGCAAGAAGGUGAAGAUUCAGGUAUGGGACACUGCAGGCCAGGAGCGCUUCCGGACGAUAACUCAGAGUUACUAUCGCAGUGCCCAUGGUGCCAUCCUUGCCUAUGACCUUACCAAGAGGUCCACAUUUGAAUCUAUUCCUCAUUGGAUUCAUGAAAUUGAAAAAUAUGGAGCUGCUAACUUAGUCCUGAUGUUAAUUGGGAACAAAUCGGAUGUAGCAGAGAACCGCCAAGUCCUUUUUGAAGAUGCCUGUACACUGGCAGAGAAGCAUGGGCUAUUGGCUGUGUUGGAGACUUCAGCCAAAGAGGCCCAGAAUGUAGAUGAGGUAUUUACAUUGAUGGCAAAGGAGCUGAUAGCCCGCAACACCUUGCAGCUUCAUGGGGAGCAUCCUCCAAACAGCAUCUAUCUGGAUUCCAGGCCGGUGAUUGAUAGUCCAAGAACAGAGAAGUCCCAGUGCUCUUGCUGAUGAGAUGUCUCAAUCAUAAAAGCUGUGAAGGUGUGGCUGAUGAUUCCAUAUGUUUCCUGUUUGGCCUCAAACCAUCAUUAUAAUGUAUCACUACCUUGCCGUUUUGGCCUGUAACACUCUCCAGGAGAUAGGUGUUGCAAUAGUCAAAUGUGCUGGAUUGCCUUGAACAUGGCAGCUGUUGGUACUUAAGCAAAGACUAGGUGCUGCUAGCCUGAAGAGAACUGUGAAACUGCCUUUGAAUAGACUCUCUGAAUAGUCUUCUGGCUGUGCCAGAGGCUGACUGUAACCAGGUUUUGUGCUGUUUCCUUUAGGAUACACAUCCUGCUGUAGAUCAAAUUCUUUGGUCUUCAUAAAUAGCUUUACAAUGUG